This is a messenger RNA of Neodiprion virginianus, 2515 nucleotides long. RefSeq names its product GRIP and coiled-coil domain-containing protein 2-like. NCBI's taxonomy places the organism in Eukaryota, Metazoa, Arthropoda, Insecta, Hymenoptera, Diprionidae. The record is from RefSeq and is a predicted model, not a curated record. Bases 213 to 2429 code for a protein of 738 amino acids. The transcript has 11 exons.
UCUUUUUGCAUGGAGAUCAGCUGAUAGUAACCCGUGGCUUUUAAACAGUACAUACGAAUUGUAGAAUUUUGUUAUUAUAUCUAUGACUAAACGUCAGACGCGAGUUUAAAUUUGGUUAGACCACCCAAGAAUGAGUAUAAGCCGUAUAACACUCGGACUCUGACCUGAAGGUAUCGUUUGGGGCACUAGAUCAAGUUAAAGCAGAUUUGAGAAUGGAAAAUGAAACCCCUAAGGCUGAAAGUAGUGAGGCGUCAAAGUCGACGUCAGUUGCUAGCGAGACUCCUACAAAGCCUGAGGAAAAAGAGUCCCUCGAAGAACGGUAUAACAAGUUUCGAAUUUAUGCCGUCAAGUUAAGACACAAGGUCUCUGAUCUCACUGAACAGCUUCAAAAAUCCGAAGCUGAGAAGAAUAAAAUUAUAUCAGACAAAGAAGAACUUCAAAAUCGAAUUAUUCAAAUUUCAGAUAAUGCCAAGAAAUUACAGACAAUUCAGUCUGAGUACGACAAGGUACAGGACAACUUGGAACAGGUGAAAGAUGAGAACAAGAAGUUGUCGAAGAAUCUGGAGAGUUUGUGCAUGGAUAACUCGUCCUUGAAAGAGACUUUAUAUGAAAAAAAAGACACAAUCACUCGUUUGACUACUGAAGUUGAUCGUUUCACCAAGGAGCAGUCUAGACUCGAAACUCUUGUCAAACAAUGUCAAGAUACAAUAAAAGAGUUGAAGGACGAGAGAAAAGCGGAAAUAAUGAUCAGAGAACAGAAAGAUAAAGAAUAUGAAGAAAUGAAAAUUAGCCUCAACUUGGAGAAAGAAGCUCACAAAACAACUAAGGCUAAACUUGAGGCUACAAAGCAAGAAUGUAAUACCAAAAGUGUCCUUUCCUUAGAACUGCACAAUUAUGAGAAAAGUGUCGAAGACUUGAAAACAAAGCUUGAAGAUGAAUCUUCUAAGCGAAACAACGUGCAAAAAACUGUGGACAAACAUUUGGAAACAAUUUCAAACUUGGAAAGGCAAAUCUCAGAGCUGAAAGACACUUGCCUCGCAAAAGCUAAUCAGAUUACUGUCUUGGGUGAAAAAAACGAAGCUAUUAAGCAGGAAAUGUGUGAAAUCAAACGGAAAGCCGAAGAUGAAAAAAAGAUAAUGGAUAAAUUGAAUAACGAACUGAAAAUAUUGUCUCAAGAAAAACACGAACUAUCUACGAAGAUAAAUAAUCUAACGUCUGAACUAGACAUCGCUAUGAAUGAUGCGAAGUAUCAAAAGAGACAAUUCGAUGGACAGAUCAAAACCUUGGAAUCUGAAAUAACAAGGCUGAAUGCUGUUAUUGUAAGGGGGCACCAGGAGCUAGAGGCAUUGCAUGAAGAGUUCACAGGGUAUAAGUUACGGGCACAAAGUGUACUCAGAACAAAGCAAAGUCAGGGUAAGGAUGGCGGAAGAAGCAUAGUAGAAGUUGAAGAGGAACUUGAACAUGCUCGGACACACGCUGCCCUACUUCGUGAUAAACUAGAUUCCUAUACAUUACAGAUCGAGAAUCUCCGAAGAGAAAUUGCUGUUGUGGAAGAGGAACGAAAUCAUGCAAUACAAAAUGAACAAGAAUGCAAUCAAAAAAUAUCAAUGCUGCGUCAAGAACUUUCAUCGGUAACAGAACAGUUGCGUUCCAGUGCUAAUAAAAUUCAGGAAAUGGAACGCCAGCACAAAGAGGAAAUAGACUCAAUACAAACUACGCACAAGCAUGAAACAUUUGAGUUGGAAGAGAAGUACCGUCAAGAGUUUCAGAAUAUGCAGAUGGAAAAACAGAAAAUAAUCCUUGAGGGAUUAAACGACACUAAAAUUAAUAAAAAUUAUUCCGAUAAAUCUGUAGAACAUUAUUCGGAGCUCGAGCAUGAUCCUAGAUCGUCAGGAAUAGCACUUCUGGAAAGAGAAGAAGGAGAGGGAUCUGAAAGUGUAGAUUCAUCCUCCUCACUAGUAGUCAACACAGAAAAGCAUCGCAAGCACCCUCUGAUGUCACUCGAUGAGUUACUCAAUUCCCCAGACGAUUAUCACACGACUGUAAUGCCACCGAUGUCUCUAACCGUAGACCGCCAGACUUACGAAGUGUGUGAACGACGUGUUAAGCAUUUAACAGUACUGCUAGCUGAUGCAGAGAGAGAUAUUGCUAAGCUGACACAGCUUAACCAGCUUCUCAAAGAAGAUAUUCGGACACAACAGCGUAGCAUAGAGAGAGAAAAACAUGGAAACAACUUUGAAUACCUGAAAAAUAUCGUUUUCAAGUUUAUCACACUGAAGAAUGGAGAUGAGCGCAGUCAUCUUAUACCUGUACUUAAUACUAUACUUAAACUAAGCCCUGAGGAAACUCAAAAGCUCAAUGCUGUUGCAGGAGUAUCUGGACGAAACUGGAUUCCAGGGAUUCCAAUACCAGGCUGGAAUCACUACUAGGUUAAUUAAACUUCCUAUUACCAGUAUUGAAAUGCCUGUAAUUAUGCCAUUUGUAUGUAUAUAACAUUUAUAACUUAACUAGAUCA